Messenger RNA from Cyphellophora europaea CBS 101466, 1017 nucleotides. RefSeq lists its product as uncharacterized. The record is from RefSeq and is a predicted model, not a curated record. Lineage: Eukaryota; Fungi; Ascomycota; Eurotiomycetes; Chaetothyriales; Cyphellophoraceae. The transcript has a single exon. The coding region runs from base 1 to 1017 and encodes 338 amino acids.
AUGGACGGCAUACUAUACGACACCUCGUAUACUGCUUACGCAGUUCCUCAAGCCACUCCUGCACUUUUCGCGCUCCUAUCGGCCUCCCCAUCGAGGUUGAGCGACCAUGCUAAUACUCUGCGCGAGCAUCUCUCCGCUGACCGCGCCGCCUACGAAGAUGAGGAGGAAAGAGAAAAGAUCGGCGGUCUACGAGACUGUAAAUUUGCUCCUCUGCAGCGACACGAGGCCGAACCACAGGGUGUAGCGAUCACGCUUUUUUAUGACAAACUGUCCUACAAGUUUGUGCUGUACCGAGGCACUCCAUCUCCCACAAAGGCACGAAGCAGGAGGGCCGGCCACAAGAAAGACGAGAGUCUGCCACUGCUGCUCAUAAAAGCUACUUCAUCACUCACUGCACGGUUUCUUGCCUAUCUGUCGCUGCACUUCCAUGUGCCCACUAUCGCACCACUGAAACUCCCGGUAGGGUAUCUAGCAGACGUAUUGGAUGUUUAUGUCGACGGUCUCGUGGAUGCGCAUCGGCCUGUUGCUAGCGAUUAUGCUUUACUGGACUUCUUCCGAGAUACCGUCGGCGCUAUGAAGCUGACUAUCUCUCUUACCGAUGCUGAAAUCGCGAAGAGUCUGCGGACCAUUGAUGUGGAUGUGCCGCCGGAGACACUGUAUCAGCUGGUAGUCGAGUCGGAAGCCGGCACGAGCUUUCUGGAAGCUCUUCACAAACACUUACACGCCCGUACCGGACUACUGCUGCCUCUUGCUCCAACGUAUCCUGUUCGCCGAUCCCAAGACAACGAUAACUUGGAGCAAGACAAGACAGAACCACCACUCAAGCUCUCCAGAAUUGGGAACGCUGCUUUCGCAUUGAGCAGCGAGGGACGGCUGAAGUUCAGCUCCAAAAGCAUGCAGGCCGUGGACGCGGUCCCUGGCAUUGAUAGUGGCGAACACAAUGUCGUUAGAAAGGCGAACCAGGAUCUGCUCGAUUCACUAAUCAGAGAAGCUUUGAGCAUGGCCGAUACAGACUGA